AUGUCAUACUUACCAUUGGAAUAUCAGCAAAAUAUUCUUGAAGAACUUUUAGCUGAAGAUGGUUUAUUAUUGCUUGGCCGUGGUUUAGGAUUGAAACGUAUUAUGUGUUCAUUUCUUAAAGUUUAUUCGCAGGCAGAUCACUUGGUACUUUUGUUAAAUUCUUCAGCAAGUGAAGAAAUUAGUAUCAAGGAAGAACUCGCAAGUAUGGGGGUUCGAAAGCCUGGGUUACGAGUUGUAAAUAAUGAAAUAGGCGCUAAGGAGAGAUCAGAAUUGUAUCUCUCGGGUGGUAUCAUAUCAAUUACUUCUCGAAUUUUAAUAGUCGAUAUGUUAACAAAAAGAAUUCCUUCAAAUAUUAUCACGGGAAUAGUAAUAAAUCGUGCUGAAAGAGUAAAUGAGACAUCUACUGAAGCCUUUAUACUAAGAAUAUAUAGAGAAGAAAAUAAGGAAGGAUUUAUUAAAGCAUUUUCUGAUUCACCUGAAUCAUUCAAUUCCGGAUUCUCGCCACUUCAAACUUCCUUGCAAUAUCUUCAAAUACGUAAAGUCUUUAUAUGGCCACGCUUUCAUGUGACCGUACGCAAAUGUCUUGAGGAACGAACAUCCGAUGUAAUUGAAUUAUAUCAACCUCUAUCAGAUUCAAUGAGAGAAAUCCAAGUAUCAAUCCUUGAAUGCAUAGAAGCUUGCAUAUCUGAUUUAAGAAAGACUAAUAUUGCAUGGUUAGACCUUGAUGACUUAACUGUUGAGAAUGCAUUUUCACGAUCAUUUGAUCGAAUAGUAAGACGUCAACUUGAACCAGUUUGGCAUCGUGUUGGUUUAAAGACCAAAUUGUUGGUUGGUGAUCUCACUAUUUUACGGAAAUUACUCACUUAUCUUGUUAGUUAUGAUUGUAUUACAUUUCAUAGUUUUUUGGAAGCCAUAUUAACAAGUCAAACGCCUACAUCUACUUUAAGUCAACAGCAACAAUCACCAUGGAUAUUGACUAAUUCUGGGAACAAUAUAUUUACAGUAGCUAAAAGACGUGUUUAUGUUCGUUCUGGAGUAACUGCUAAAGAUAGUCAUAAAAAAAAUAAAGGAAAAACUCACGAAAAAGGCAAAACGAAAAAAAAUCAAGAAUUUCCUCCUGGAAUUGAAUCAGUGUUAGAAGAAUUACCAAAAUGGGGACUUUUAGCAGAUGUCUUGCAUGAGAUCGAAUUAGAUAUAGAGUUAUCGUGGAAAAGUGGAAUGGCCAAAGUUAGUGAAAAUUUAUUUAAGCCAACAAAAGAAGCAAUCCAAGGUGAUAAUUCACAGAAAGGUGAUGAUAAUAAUAAUAAUUCAACACGUAUAGAUGAGAAUAAAAGGCGAAAUAAACGUGGACAACAACCUCUAAAUAAAAGACGACGUGUUCGAGGUGGAUCAUCGACUGCUUCGAUGUCAUCAUCAUCAUCACGUGCAACUAUAUCCAUUGUUGAGGAAGAAGCUAAGGAAAUAGCGAACUAUAUUAAUUCUGUCAAUAGAACACCAGUAUAUGAAGUUGACGAAGUUAUUGAUGUUGAUGAAGAAGUUAUUGAUGUUAACGAAGUUAUUGAUCUUGAUAAAGAAGUUAUUGAUGUUGAAGAAGAAGUUGUUGAUGUUGAUGAAGUUGUCAGAUCUCGUGGAUCAUAUUAUGAUGAUGAUUUUGAUUUGGAUGCAUUUUCGACUCAUUUUGAGUUACUUUCAAUGGAUUCAUUGAUUGUUAUCCGACCAAUUUCUGGAGAUUAUGAUAAAGUUUUGGAAGCAUUAAAACCCAAAUAUAUUAUUAUAUACCAUCCUGAUCCAACAUUUGUGAGACAUGUUGAGGUAUUUCGUUCUAUGCACCCGGGAAUUGCAUGUAGAGUUUAUUUUCUUAUGUAUGAAAAUUCUAUAGAAGAGCAAAGAUAUCUUAGCUCAAUACGAAGAGAAAAGGAAUCUUUUGAAAAAUUGAUUCGUGAAAAAUCUGUAAUGGCUAUCCCUUUAGGCAAGUCUAGAGUAACUCAGAGUAAUAAUCCUGCUGAUAUGUUUUUGAGGACCAUCGACACUCGUAUAGCAGGUGGCGGUAAAUUAGAACAAGAAACUAAUAAAUCAUCAAAGAUUAUUAUUGACAUUCGAGAAUUUCGAUGUUGCUUACCAUCUUUACUUCAUGCACAUGGGAUUGAAAUCAUACCAUGUACAUUACAAGUUGGUGAUUACAUUUUGUCGCCACAAAUUUGUGUCGAAAGAAAAUCAAUAUCAGACUUAAUUGGGAGUUUUAUUUCAGGAAGAUUGUACACACAAUGUGAAUCAAUGUUAAUAUAUUAUAAACAACCAAUAUUAUUGAUUGAAUUUGAACAAAAUCAAACAUUUACUUUUCAAGCAAUAAACGAUUUGAAAUCUGAUAUUAGUGUCAAUGAUAUUUCUUCAAAACUUGUGUUACUUACACUUACAUUUCCUCGAUUACGAAUAAUUUGGUCAUCCAGUCCUCAUGCUACUAAAUUACAUGAUGAACCUGACAUCGAAAAGGACUUUCUUCGCGCUUUACCUGGAAUUACCAGGAAAAAUUAUAAACGCGUUAUGUCAAAAGUAAAAAAUUUGCGAGAAUUAAGUGAAUUGCCUUUAAAAGAAUUGCAAAAUUUAAUUGGUGAUGAAAAUGGUUUGUUUGACAAGGAUAAAACCUUACAAAACACUAAUCCUGUAAAUAAUUUUGGAGAAAUGCAAAUUGCUGGCGAAACACUUGCUUGCGGAAAUGAAAAUAUACAUGAGACUGGUGAGGUUUCUGAUCAGAUGGCCAGGAGAAAUCAUAAGAAAAGUGGUCUUGAUCUUGCAGAUCCAAAUGGAAGGAAAGUGGUGUUAACCAAAUUCGUCAAUUUCUUUUGA
Diversispora eburnea is the source of this 2844-nucleotide messenger RNA. NCBI's taxonomy places the organism in Eukaryota, Fungi, Glomeromycota, Glomeromycetes, Diversisporales, Diversisporaceae. The record is from the annotation of a GenBank genome assembly.